AUGUGGUACAAUCUACGCCACCUAACGGCCGUGCUCGGCCUCGUGCUCGUGAACCCGGCGGCAGCGUGGAUCCCGGCCGUGCCCAUCAACGACACUGACGGACUCCAAGUCAGCGUCGGGAGCCAGUUGGAGUUGAGCUACAACGACCCGCUAGCCAAGUACCGCACGACAAUAUCGUACCAGCUGCAAUCAGAAGACCGAGAGGAGGUCAUGAACUCGACACGCGGGGCUCUUGUGCACUUCACGGAGGAAAUGUAUAGGGAGAACGUGACGACGACAACACCUUGGAUCGCCCUUAUCUCAUGCGAGGUCACCGAGUCGCAGAACAACACAUUCAUAGACUUGGCUGACAUCUUCACCCUUGCGCGCGAUAGUGGUGCCGUCUCGGCCCUCCUCUACGCGACCAACACGUCGAUGUGCCUCCUCAACCCGGCUUACAUCGACACGGAGAACUUCCACCACGUGCUCGACAUCUUUGCAACCACGGACAUGCGCGGGGCAGUAAUGCUCGAAGGCCAGUUCAGCUACACGACGGCUGACUUUUUCAACUUCAACGCGACGCUGCUCAACGAGUCAGCGUCGGACAUCAACGCGACACUCAACGGUAAACAGCUCAAGCACAAGAGCUUUAUUGUGGCCGAGUUGACCGCAAUGAACGGCACGGCGAAACCCACACAACAGGAGCACCCGACUCCCGAUGAAGGCGGUGUUCAAGGGGGCAAUCAAAAGAGGACGAACAAUGCCAUGAUCGCAGUGUACGUCAUCACGGGGUUCAUCGCGGCCAUGGUCCUGAUGACGUGCUUCUCGGUCGUGCGGCGGUCACUACGGCCCCAAACGCAGCGACGGUACAUCCCCGGUGGGGCGAUGGAGGAGGAGGACGUAGGGCCGCCUCGCCGUGUUGGCCUGGCUCAGGCGAUCGUGGACACAUUCCCCAUCAUCAAGUUCAACAAGAACACCCCGGUGCCGGUGCCGCCAGAGCCACACCGCGCGAAGGAGUUGGAGCCAUCGCUCAACCGCUUUGAGCUGCAGGAGAUGCGUUCACCGAGCUCAGCGUUCCCGCAAGCCUCGACGUUACGCGGAAGCAGCACAAAGGGGAGCAUAGCGACGUACGACACACCUCCGCUGCUGGAGGACUCGCCAGAUGGGAGUCGGCGCGCGUCGACGCUCGAGGGCGAGGCGCUGCGAGAUGACCAAUGCCCCAUCUGCCUCCUCGAGUUCGAGGAUGGCGACGACCUCCGCGUUCUCCCUUGCCAGGGGCAGCACCGCUUCCACCAGGCGUGCGUGGACCCAUGGCUGCUGCGCGUGUCGACGUCCUGUCCCCUGUGUCGGAAGGACUUUAACCCCGAUCUUGAUGAGCACGCAGACGCAAGCGAGGACGAGGACGAGCCCCAGCCACACCGCAUCACGAGGGGAUAUCUCGCACUCAUCAGGCGUGCACGUCGGCGGGAACACGGCGUAGACAGAGGCCCGAGCAGAACGCGGCCGCGAGAGGCGGAUCAAACGGGCCCGGGGGGUUACUAG
Molecule: messenger RNA, 1521 nt
Organism: Cutaneotrichosporon cavernicola
Lineage: Eukaryota; Fungi; Basidiomycota; Tremellomycetes; Trichosporonales; Trichosporonaceae
Exons: 3
Coding region: 1-1521 (506 amino acids)
Source: RefSeq, a predicted model, not a curated record